AUCAGCAAACUCGUGAAGAUGCGUCCAGGCAACUUGAACAAGCACAACAAACCAAUUAUCCUGCAUAUGUAGUGAUGCUUUGUCAGGAGCUCUCCAACGAGCAGACUGAAACAUUUAUUCGGAAUUCAGCUGGGUUAGCCCUAAAGAAUUCGUUAGUGUCAUCGGAAGCUUCACGAAGAAAUGAAAUUACACAGAGAUGGUUAAAUAUGGAUGAGGCAACAAGACAACAAAUUAAGCAAGCGGUGUUGACAACUUUGGGGUCAAGCGACCAAAGAGCUGCUGCUACUGCUGCUCAAGUUGUUUCAGCAAUUGCAGCCAUUGAACUUCCAAGCGGACAAUGGACCGAUCUAAUGAAAAAUUUAUUAGAGAAUGUCACUACGACUGAUAAUAGUCAACUCAAGAUAGCGACAUUAACAGCCAUUGGCUUUGUUUGUGAAUCGAUCGAUUCUGAUAUCUUGGCAGCUCAAUCAGGUGCGAUCCUAACCGCUGUUGUAUCAGGCGCUAGAAAAGAAGAACCAAAUCAGGAAGUUAGAAAAGCAGCAAUUGAUGCACUAUAUAACUCAUUAGAAUUCAUUAGGGAGAAUUUUGAUAGAGAGGGUGAGCGUAAUUAUAUUAUGCAAGUUGUGUGCGAAGCCACGCAAAGUGCCGAUGUCAAUGUUCAGGUUGCUGCCUUUGAAUGUUUGGUCAGAAUCAUGCAAAUAUAUUAUGAUAAAAUGCGUUUUUACAUGGAGAAGGCAUUGUUUGGUCUAACUGUCCUUGGAAUGAAGCAUGAAGAUGAGAGAGUAGCUUUGCAGGCUGUCGAAUUUUGGUCUACAGUAUGUGAUGAAGAGCUAGAAUUAAUGGGGGAAGCUGCAGAGGCGCAGGAAACAGGUGAACAGCCUGAUCGUAUAAGUCAUAAUUUUGCCAAAGCUGCCUUGCCCGAAAUAUUGCCCGUUUUGCUCUGGCUUCUCACCAAACAAGAAGAAGAAGCAGACGAAGAUGACUGGAACGUCUCAAUGGCUGCGGGUACUUGCUUGGCUCUUUUAGCUCAAUGUGUUGAAGAUGCCGUUGUAGCACCAGUGAUUCCUUUCGUAGAAAAUCAUAUUCGUAAUAAUGAUUGGAGAUUCCGAGAAGCAGCUGUUAUGGCUUUCGGAUCAAUUUUAGAGGGUCCUGAACAUAAAUUACUUGCAAAUUUGGUGAACCAAGCUUUACCGGUUUUGAUUGAUAUGAUGAGAGAUCCAUCUCCUCAAGUUAAAGACACAACAGCAUGGACUCUUGGACGUGUUUCCGAACUUUUAAUAGAAUGUAUCAAACCCGACGUUCACCUUCAUCCUCUUAUUACCGCAUUGGUUUAUGGCUUAAAGGAUUCUCCACGUAUUGUGUCCAAUUGUUGUUGGGCUCUAAUGAGUUUGUCUGAUCAAUUCGGCAGCAAGGAAACAGCCCAGGCGUCAUAUCAUUUGUCCGCUUACUUUGAGGGAAUUAUCACUGCGCUAUUGGAAACCACAGAGAGGUCAACCAAUGAAUCUAACUCGCGAACAUCGGCUUAUGAGUGCAUUUCCAUUCUGGUGCAAGGGGCCGCAUUGGACUGUUUUCCAACUAUCCAAAAAUUGACAUUUACUAUACUUGAAAGGCUUGAUGCUACCAUUUCCGCGCAGAAUCAAAUAGUUGGUAGUGAUGAGCGCCUUGCGCAUUCUGAGUUACAGUCAAACCUAUGCAGUGUUUCAACGAGUAUUAUUCGUAAACUCAGAACCGAGGUGGUACCAUUUGCAGACCGAAUAAUGACAACAUUGUUAUCUUUGUUUCAAACUGCGACAAAACAUUCCACCACGCUGGAGGAUGGAUUUCUUGCUGUAGGAGCUGUUACUACAGCUGUGGAAGCAGACUUCCUUAGGUAUCUUGAGGCGUUUGCACCUUUCCUUUAUGGUGCACUAUCAAACCAUGAAGAAUAUCAGCUUUGUUCAAUUGCCGUUGGACUUAUCGGAGAUAUAUGUCGUGCGCUCCAAGAACAAUCAUUACCCUACUGCGAUACUUUUAUGAAUGUUCUACUGCAAAACCUUCAGAGUCCCGUGUUAAAUAGGAACGUCAAACCCGCAAUUCUUUCAUGCUUUGGUGAUAUUGCUCUCGCCAUAGGCGGUAGAUUCGAAGUAUACUUGGAAAUAGUAAUGCUGGUGCUCUUACAAGCCAGCAAUAUGCGUGCUGAUGGUGUAAAUGUGAUGACUAAUUAUGACAUGAUAGAUUACGUCAUUGCAUUAAGAGAGGGAAUACUGGAAGCAUAUGUUGGCAUUGUACAAGGCCUAAAGUCUGGUGAAAAAGCGGAUCUGCUUAUGCGAUAUAUUGAUCAAAUAUUCAAUUUCAUGAACAUGACUUGGAGUGAUCAUGAAAAGACUGAAAUUAUCAUUCGAAGCAUGAUUGGCCUAAUUGGUGAUUUGGCGGAAGCAUUCCCAAAUGGUCAGAUUAAACAAUGGUUCCAGUACGAUUGUGUUACGCAGGUGUUAAGAGAAGGUAGAAACAAUCGUAAUUUACCUAACGGAACAAGAGAGGUCACUCGAUGGGCUAAAGAGGUGGGAUUGGUGGAAGUUACUGCUAUUUAA
This is a messenger RNA of Cetraspora pellucida, 2570 nucleotides long. Lineage: Eukaryota; Fungi; Glomeromycota; Glomeromycetes; Diversisporales; Gigasporaceae. The record is from the annotation of a GenBank genome assembly.